AUGAAGACUUCUGCUGUUUUACUGUCUAUUGCAGAGGCCGCCACAAACUGCAAUCUUCAAAAAAUCCAAGUCGCCGGAACCAACCUGUACUCUGCCAUCAACCAUUUGGGCAAUGAAAAGCCACAGGGCCAUUUUAACGGCGUUUACGAGCUUGAUGAAGAUCAUGAAAUCGCGGGGAAACAGUAUGUCGAUGACAUUUUUGGUGGAUCCGCUUGGGUUCUCACAAACCAGCCAGGCCAGCCACGAUUCUUCACUUAUUCCGUCGAAGACUGUCCAACAGAAUUGAAGAACUGGAACAUUUUGCCGUUCGGAAUCAGCACAGAAAUCAACGACUACAUUCCUGUCGAGGAUGUUAGAGUGACGGCUGUUAGCGAUGAGAGUACGACUUCGGCGAAAUAUCUGACUGCUCAGUUUGAUUAUGGAGAAAUGGACUACUCCAACGACGUCUCAGAUAUUUACACGAUGCUUUACCACUACCUUCCCGAAUCGCACAUGAAACUCCACUACUACGCUUGUAAUGGAGUCCACACACUCGACAUCUUCCGAACUCUUCAAACAAACGCUAGACCCGCAUCAGACCCAGUAAACGACGCAAUCAAUGGCUGGAAAUUGUGCAGAAGAUGCUCAAACCACGAAUUUGAAAAUGACGAAAAAGUGUUCUACAAUUUCGAAUUGGAAACAGAAAUUUGCUCCAACGAAUACGGUUCGGUCGAACGGGCCAUUUGCGAAUGCGAUAGGAAUUUCGUGAGCACUUUGAGGUCUCUCGAAAUUCCCUCAGCAGAUUCCGAACUUACCACUGACCCACGAGACUGCGAGAGUGCCACGCUUCUCCAAGUUGAAGAUGUUACCUGCUGCUACAAUCGUGCCCAAAACCUGAUGACCGCCUACCAUCAAAUCCGCCAAUGCUGUUCUGAUGAAGGCGUCGUCAUGCCCGCGGGCCAGUGCCCAGCAGAAGCGCCAGAAGACAUUCAGAAGGAGACAUUUUUCACGCCCGAGGAGAUCCAAGACAUCGAGCAAGAUCAUCUGAAAAUCACUGGUGAAUCAUCUCAGUAA
Oikopleura dioica is the source of this 1053-nucleotide messenger RNA. The record is from the annotation of a GenBank genome assembly. Lineage: Eukaryota; Metazoa; Chordata; Appendicularia; Copelata; Oikopleuridae.